Messenger RNA from Pelobates cultripes (western spadefoot toad), 234 nucleotides. The record is from the annotation of a GenBank genome assembly. Lineage: Eukaryota; Metazoa; Chordata; Amphibia; Anura; Pelobatidae.
AUGGCGCCCUUGGAAGGUCGCACAGCAGAUUGUCGGAAGACUCCACUCACCUCUCCAAGACGGGGCGACCUGCACCGGGAAGCUGAAUCUGAUGAAGAUUCGUCCCCAGCAACCAAGGGGGCCAUUAAACACAUGCUCCUGGAGAUGCGCCAAGGAAAUGGGGGCUAUACAGAACAAGCUCCAAGUGGUGGAGUAGAAAGGCAAUGCCCGGGAAGCCCAGCUGCAAGCCACUGA